This is a messenger RNA of Papaver somniferum (opium poppy), 2987 nucleotides long. RefSeq names its product ARM REPEAT PROTEIN INTERACTING WITH ABF2-like. NCBI's taxonomy places the organism in Eukaryota, Viridiplantae, Streptophyta, Magnoliopsida, Ranunculales, Papaveraceae. The transcript has a single exon. Bases 1039 to 2856 code for a protein of 605 amino acids. The record is from RefSeq and is a predicted model, not a curated record. Gene Ontology annotation, molecular function: protein binding.
UCACUCACUGCCUAUAAAUAGGCAAGCUCCGGUUCAUUUUUGAAUCAAUCAAAAUCCAUAGAAAACUCAAGUGAGUGAAGUAAGAGUGAGAGUGAGAGCUAAACCAAGUGAGCCAAAGUUCCCUUUGUAAACAGACGUGUAAGCCAAAGGUGCUACACCAAACCUCUUGUAACAUUUCCAAUUUCAAUUAAUCAAAGCCUCACUUUACUUGAACCAAUCCUCUUUCAAUUGAAUCAUUUCCAUAAACCCAUCACACUUACGCAUUGCGCCAACAUUACUAGCUAAGCUUAUAAACUCAUUGAAACUCAUCUCUGAAUCAUCCAAAAUCUUCCUCCUCUUGAACUCAAUAGUCUCAAUGUCUAAUCUCUCCUCUUUUACUUCAGCUGCUACCCUUGCGAUCUGUUUCUCUAAAUCCACCAAAAGACAUUCCUUUUCUUCAACAGCCACCUUCUCUUCUUCGGCUUUUGAUUUUAAUUAAAAGACUGAACCUUUCUCUUAUUUUAGUUAGAUCAUAACCCUUAAAGUCUCUUAGAAAACUCUGUUCCUCACUAAGAAAAGUAGUAGAAUCAACCAUGUUAUUGAAUUUGAUAACAAGGUUCAUGAAGGCUACAUCCAAUCCCAGUUUUAUUCCUUGAAAGAUUGUUGCUAAUCAACAUUAGCUUAAGAAAAACAUUAGCAUAUCCAGCGGUGCCGUGUCCUCUUAGCAAAAACGUAGUAGUGGGCUUCAACUACAGCAAAAGAAUGUGCUUGCAGUUGCCGACCUCUACAAUCAAAAUCAUGCUAGGACUAGGAGUGAGUGGUCUUCAACAUUCUCCUUGCAAGAAGACUAGUCGUUCGGAAAGUAUCUUAAACUUUGAGUCAGCAAAAAGGAAUCAGAAAGCAAUGACUCACACUACCACUUUCUUGACACUUUAAUCACAUUCAAAAGUUGUUACUUUUCUCGGAAUUUCCUGCGAAAGUGAGAUUCAAACUCCAUUUUUAAACUGAUAGAUGGGUUCUUGAAGAGAAAUCAUAGAAGCAAAAAAAAAAAAAAACACAAUGGAAGAAGAGUUCUCAUACUUGAUAGUAUUAGCAGAUAGAAUUCGAGAUGCAGUAAAAGAAUCCGAAUCAUUCAAGCUUGAAUGUUCACAAGUAAGUAAACAAGUUAAUCAUUUAUCUCUAAUGUUUCGUUCCGUCAUUAGAUUAUCAACAAACACAACUGUUACUACAAAUACUAGUAGUACUAAUCAUUAUCAAUCUUCAUUUUACGAGCGUCCAGUUCGUCGUAUAAUCUCAGAAGUGUCAAAAGCUUUAGAGAAAACAUUGACACUGGUAAGAAAAUGUCGCCAAGGAAAUUGUUUCUUUCAUUUUCUUACGAUUACGAUAACAUCAGCGGCUGAUUUCCGCAAAAUAUUUAUUCUUUUAGAUACUUCGAUUGGUGAUUUAGAAUGGGUGUUGAGUGUGUAUGAUGUCAACUCACUUGAAUCGAAUGGUAUUCUUCUUUCAUUGCCUCCUAUUGCUUGUAAUGAUCCGAUUUUAUCAUGGGUAUGGUCUUUUAUUGCUGUUUUGCACAUGCCUUCUUUGUCUCAUCGUAUCGAAGCUGCCAAUGAACUUGCUUCUCUCACAAAGGAUAAUCACCGGAACAAGAAGAUUAUUGUUGAAGAAGGAGGCAUACCGCCACUGCUUAGAUUGUUAAAACAAGGGUCUUCCUCGCCUGAAUCUCAGAUUGCUGCUUCUAAUGCUUUAUCUUAUUUAGCUACCGAUCGACAGAGGAUUAGAACUAUUCUGUCUGAACAUGGUGCUCCUAUAAUUGUUCAAGUGCUUCAUGAGUCUAUUAUGAGUGUUCAGAUCAGUGUUGCUAAUUUGGUCUCGAGAAUGGCGAAAAAUGAUCCUGCUGCGCAGGAGGAAUUCGCUAGAGAAAAUAUCAUUAGGCCGCUUGUUUCUGUGCUUUCUUUUGAUACUUUUCUGGAUGAACCCAAGCCUCAACCUCAGAGGCCUACUAGUUUUCAUUCCCUGGUUAGGAUUAAUAAGGAUUUACAAGGAGGGAAAUCCAAUGUGGGUAUUCGCGGUAGCAGUAUGCAUAAUAAAUAUGAGAGGGAGAAUGAAAAUCCUGAUGUGAAACUCGAGCUGAAGACUAAAUGUUCUGAAGCAUUAUGGAUGUUGUCAAAAGAGAGUACAUCAAAUAGCAGGAGAAUUACGGAGACGAAGGGACUGCUCUGUUUGGCAAAGAUAAUUGAGAAAGAAAGAGAUGAACUGCAAAUGAAUUGCUUAAUGACAGUAAUGGAGAUCACAUCCGCAGCAGAAGCAAAUGCAGACCUAAGGCGAGCAGCCUUCAAGACCAAUUCCCCAGCUUCAAAGGCAGUUACGGAACAGCUUCUGGCAUUAGUUCAUCAGGAAACUAGUCCGUCGUUGCAAAUUCCUGCGAUAAAAUCAAUUGGAUCGUUGGCGCGAACCUUCCACGCUAGAGAGACCCGAGUUAUAAAACCCGUCGUGCUUCAGCUGGGUAACAAGAACCUGGAUGUUGCAACAGAAGCUGCAAUUGCCUUGGGAAAAUUUGCUUGCCCGGAGAAUUUCCUCUGCGUAGAGCAUUCUAAGACGAUCAUCGAGUAUGGUGGUGUGACGCCUUUGCUGAGACUAUUGAGGCCUGGCAACGACCGAGCGCAGAUGCAUGGUUUAAUUCUGUUGUGUUACUUGGCACUGAACGUGGACAGCGGUGAGGGUCUUGAGAGAGCACGGUCAGCGCUGGAAGGCGCAGCUCGCUCCUCUGUACUGAUGCAAAACUGCCCAUCUCUAAGAAAUUUGAUUCCAAACGCCAUUUCCCAUCUUGCGGUGUAUGAGACUGGAGUUUAUACUCUCAUGCAAUCUUAUACCAUUUGAAACUUCAAAACUGGGCAAGUUAUGCAAAAAGCAUAAUAAGCUUAUUACUAUUCAUUUCAUUGCAAAGCAUAUUUACAGACACUUUGUUUAUCUUAUGACAAGAAUUGAUCUAUAAAGUAAUCAAAUUAAAA